AUGCUCGCCGCUGUUCAAUCCUCGGGCGUCGCCCUUGGUCGCAUUCUGCCCUUGGCCGUGACGCUGGUCGUCAUCCUGGGCAUUGUCAUCAAUCAGCUCAACCUCAGCGACGACCCUUAUCGGUGCAACGCCCUGCUUCACGAGGGAAGCUGGCUGAAUGCGCCCGAUAACAAUGGCAGCCGGGCGCCUUUCACCAACUGGCAGCCCAAGGGCUGCAUGCUGCACAAGUACAAGAAGGAGGAGAUUGCCGACUGCAUGGAGGGACGACACAUGCUCUUCUUUGGCGAUUCGACCACGCGACAGAUCUUUUAUGGAAUGGCCAGGUUGCUCGACGCCGACAAAGCCAACGAUGCGCGAAAGAACAGCAACAAGCAUGGCAUCCACGACAUGGACUUUGGCGGAGUCCGUCUGGUCCAGGUCUGGGAUCCCCUCAUGAAGCCCGGCAACGCCACCGACAUGAUUGAGGACCAGCUCGCCCUGUACCGCCAGGAGAGGCUCAACCCAUUGCCCGUCAAGAAGCAAAAGGCACCGGCCUUCAUCUUUAUGGGCGUCGGAAUCUGGUUCGCCGCCCGAUUCGAGGAGGGUGUCUCGCUCGAAAAGUUCAAGACAACCUUCCAGAACGUCUCAGCCAUUGUUCAGAACAAGGACUUUGCUCCCUUCGGCUCUCGACCCAUGGACCCCCGCGAUGGCAUCGGUUCCGAGAUGUUCCUCGCUCCCGUUGCGCCGCCCUUUUACGACGAGAUGCCCGAUUACCGCAAGACUGGCAUUGCCUCGAACCCCGGCGAGAUCGAAGCCAUCGACGAAUACCUCGAGACGAUGGAAGAAACAUCUGGCAUCCCCAUGCUCUGGUCGUACCCUGCCCUCUCGCAAGACCAGAUGGGUGUCAUGCAGGACCUCGAGAACGGCUUCCACGUUAUUGACUCCGUCUCCGAGAUCAAGGCUCAGAUCCUCCUGAACCUGCGAUGCAAUGCCAAGAUUGAUGCUAAGAAGGGAUACCCCUACGACCGCACUUGCUGCACCGACUACGGCCCCAAGUCUUGGAUCCAGAUCGUCAUUGUUGCCCUCGGUAUUCUUUACGUCGGCGCUGCUGCUCUGUUUGAGAUCCUCGCCCUCAUGUCCAAGCAGGUGCCCAAGCUGUCCAUCUUCAAUGCCGACGUUGCCACCUUUGUUACCGGCCUCCUCGCCUGCUACUGGGCUGAUCGCACCCAGUCUUUCGCCAAGGGCUCCAAGGAGUAUGUCACCUUUGAGUUCAAUCUGCUUACCGCCCUGUGCUUCAUCGCUGGCUUUGCCUUCCUUGCCAAGUCUAAGCCUCCGCCUGCCAGGCCCGGAUCCCAGACUCCUGCUCCGGCGACUCUUGAUGACAUGAAGCCUCUGUCCCGCGACCAGACCGACGAGUGGAAGGGCUGGAUGCAGGCUAUUAUCCUGGUCUACCACUGGACUGGUGCUUCUCGCGACCUCAACAUCUAUGUUGGAGUUCGUCUUCUUGUUGCGGCUUAUCUCUUCCAGACUGGUUACGGACAUGCCGUCUUCUUCAGCACCAAGAAGGACUUUUCUUUCAAGCGUGUUGCCGCCGUGCUUCUGCGACUGAACCUCCUCAGCUGCGCUCUUCCGUUCAUCAUGAACACCGACUACAUGUUCUAUUACUUUGCGCCCCUUGUUAGCUUCUGGUUCGUCAUCAUCUAUGCCCUGUUCGCCAUCGGCAAGAAGUACAACGACAACACAUACGCCCUGGUCGUCAAGAUUAUCAUCUCCGCCGCCAUCUGCCCCGGAGUGAUGCUCUGGACGCCUGUUCUCGAAUGGGUUUUUGCCAUUCUGAGCCUCGUCUUCCGAAUCAACUGGGAUCUUCACGAGUGGCAGUUCCGCCUGGGCCUGGAUGGCAUCAUCGUCUACGUCGGAAUCCUCAUGGGCAUUGCCUCCGUCCGAACCAAGGCCUACAACCUGAUCCUCACCAAGUCGUAUGGCAUUGCUGGAAUCGCUGGUAUUCUCUCCAUGCCCGUGUACUGGUGGGUCGCCGUGAGCCACGCCGAGAAGAAGCAGGACUACACCAAGCUGCACCCCAUCUUCUCUUUUAUCCCCAUCAUGGGUUUCAUCGCCGCCCGCAACAUUUCUCCCGUUGCCCGAACGUGGUACUCUCGAUCCUUCGGCUGGCUCGGCAAGUGCUCCCUCGAGACGUUUACCCUUCAGUUCCAUAUCCUCCUGGCCGCCGACACCAAGGGCGUUCUCCUUCUCGACAUCUUCCACGGCGAUGGUGGCCUUCUCAGCGACCGAUGGAGAGCUCUUGUUGUCAUUGUUCCCAUCUUCCUGUGGAUCAGCUCCCGCGUCGCGGAUGCCACGGGCGGCAUGGUCAAGCUUCUGACUGCUCAAUGGACUACCGAGACGCAAGACGAUGAGCAGUUCGACCUGGAGAACAAGGCUGAUGCCGAGCCUCUCAUGAGCAGCUCGCUGUUCUCUAGCCUGGCGCCGCUUACCCGGCACAUGCCUUCCAAGUCUUCUUGGGCCAACAACCUCAAGGUUCGCAUGGUUGGCCUUCUUGUCCUCCUUUGGGCAUUGAACCUGUUUUAUUAA
Molecule: messenger RNA, 2565 nt
Organism: Fusarium keratoplasticum
Lineage: Eukaryota; Fungi; Ascomycota; Sordariomycetes; Hypocreales; Nectriaceae
Product: Cas1-AcylT domain-containing protein
Exons: 3
Coding region: 1-2565 (854 amino acids)
Source: RefSeq, a predicted model, not a curated record